GUGAUUUUAUGAGAGUCCUGUGAUACGUCAACGAAAUGUGACAAUUAAAUUUUUCUUUCGUUGCACAAUUGUACGCAGAAACUUAGUUAAUUUAAAUUUACAUUAGAAUUAUGUCGUACGUUGUAAAGUAAAUUUUUCUAUUCUUUAACCGGUUGAUCGGUCCGUGAAAGAAGGUAUAAGUUCGCAUUAAGUUUAAUUGUUGUUUAAAACAACUUGCAAAAAUGGACGACCAAGCUUGUCCAAGAUGCAAAACUACCAAGUAUCGAAAUCCAUCCUUAAAAAUGAUGGUGAACGUUUGUGGACACACAUUGUGUGAAAGCUGCGUAGACUUGUUGUUCUUGAAAGGUUCCGGAUCUUGCCCAGAGUGUAAGAUUCCUCUACGAAGAGCAAAUUUUCGUGUGCAAUUGUUUGAGGACCCAAUGGUAGAGAAAGAAGUAAACAUAAGAAAGAGAAUACUUCGGGACUUUAAUAAAAGAGAGGAGGACUUUAUGUCAUUACGCGAAUACAAUGACUAUUUAGAAGAAAUUGAAACUAUUAUAUAUAACUUAGUUAAUAACAUCGAUGUAAUAGAAACGAAUAAAAAGAUAGACCAAUACAAAAAGGACAAUAGAGAUCAAAUAACCAAGAGCAAAUCUAAACUUGGUAGAACCGAGUACGAACUGGAAGAGAUGAUAGAGUUAGAAAAGCAAAAGGAAGAGGAGAGAAAAUUGGAACUGGUUAAACAAGAAAUGGAAGCUAAAAAGAAGAAAAUUCGUGAGAAAGAAGCAUUGAUAGACGAGCUUACGUAUUCGGAAGGAAAUGCAAAGAACAUUGUGGAAACAUUUGCAUCGGCUAUACAAGCAUCUAAGAAGGAAGUAAAAGCGGUACCUUCUAAAGUUACACAAUUUAGCACGGGAAUAAAGUUUGGCAACCAAGGAACUCAGAAUUAUAUGCCUGUGCCAAAACUUGACGAAGGACCUUUAUACUCUUAUGUACCUAUUAGACAGUCGACCGAUGGCCCAACACCACCAGGUUGGCGAGAGUUGCAAGCUCGCGGUUAUGUUUCUCAUGUACGCGGUGAAUCUUCGGCAGAAAGAGCAGGAGGAUUCAAAGCGCAUGUUGCAUGUUUAAGGGCCUUACAAGAAGCUAUGGCUGGUCUAUACCAUAAUCCCUCUCAACACCAAACAGAAUUUGCAAGCGUAUAACUGUACAGACUGUUUCAAUGCCAAGGAACUAUAUCUCUAGUUUUGUACAUAGACCAGCCACUUACCGAUCAGUUCUUCUAAUUGUAUUAAACAACUUAGAAUCUCUGAUUAAUUGUCAUUCACGAAUUACAUAACCGAUUGAUUAAAUGCAUGUGAUAUAAUUACAAAUUACAGGUACACGUGCCUUGUAUAUUUAUCUAAUUUUUGUAUUACAUAUUGUAUACCAUAAAAAUUGUACAACUUCAGUACCUGGCCACUCAUUGAAUACACGUAAAGAAAAAUGUUUUUUUCGUAAUCUUUCUUCUAUGUUCCGCGUCUACUAUUCUACCUUCUAGUAGGUAGAAGUUAUUUUAAUUUGUACGAUAUAAAUUAUUUGCAUCGCUGUUUAUAAAAAUGUUAAUGUUGAAAUAUAACUUUUGUAAUAAUCAAUGCUUUUCAUUAGUGUCAUUCUAUCGAUUUAUUAAAGUCGAUAGCGACAUCGAUAAAGCAGUACCGACUGAUGUUAUGCAUUGACUAUGGUAGACCAUAAGAAACGUACAUUUUUCCAAACAAACAAUUUACCUGUAUCACCAUAGCGUUAAAUAAAAAAACUGUACCCUACCGAAUGGGUAUUUAUAUUAAUAUUAAGUAAUAUAAGCUCACCAACUAAAGUACCG
This is a messenger RNA of Colletes gigas, 1840 nucleotides long. RefSeq names its product CDK-activating kinase assembly factor MAT1 (gene Mat1). The transcript has 2 exons. Gene Ontology annotation, molecular function: cyclin-dependent protein serine/threonine kinase activator activity. Gene Ontology annotation, biological process: nucleotide-excision repair; regulation of transcription by RNA polymerase II; positive regulation of cyclin-dependent protein serine/threonine kinase activity. Gene Ontology annotation, cellular component: transcription factor TFIIH holo complex. Bases 222 to 1184 code for a protein of 320 amino acids. The record is from RefSeq and is a predicted model, not a curated record. NCBI's taxonomy places the organism in Eukaryota, Metazoa, Arthropoda, Insecta, Hymenoptera, Colletidae.